CUCGACUUUCUUCGUCUCCUGUCUUCCACUCGGCAUCCGCUUCCCGAGCAUCACACACGACAUACUCCAUAUCGCAAUCGAAGUUAGCAGCAGCGGCGGCGGCGGCAACACCCAACGCGUCGAAUUGGCCGGAGCAGGUCUCCGCACAACGCAUCUCAGGAGUCAGGCGCCAGCUUAACCAGCAUCAUGGCUUACAAUAACACCACUUCCUACGGUGGCAGUGGCUAUGGCUCUUCCAACCCUUAUGACACCGACGGCAGCUAUGGCAACCCCCCUCCAGCCUAUGGGGGUGGUGUCGAGAUGCAGCCCCUGACCCACAAUGGCGCUCCCUACUCCUCCACCCCAGAACCGCGCCGCGAUCCAAAUCAGAUCUUGAACGACUGUCGUGCGGUGGGCAGGGCCAUUGACGAUCUUGAGAGUCGAUUGCAAGAGCUGCAAAGGCUCCAGCGCACUUUUGUGUCGAGCGCCGGCGUCUCGAAUAAGGAUGUUGAUGCUCUCAGCGCCGACAUCAUGUCUGGAUAUCGUGGAUUGGCAGAUCGCGUGAAGCGCAUCAAGGGCCAGCCAGAUGCCGGAAACCCGCGAAACAAGCCCCAAGUCGAAGCGCUCGAUAGGAGGAUACGAAAGGCGAUUCAAUCAUAUCAACAGACCGAGGCUGCCUUCCGAAAAGAGGUGCAGGAACAGCAGCGCAGGCAGUUUCUCAUCGUGCGCCCUGAUGCGACAGAGAGCGAGAUCCGUGAGGCUACCGAGUCCGGCGGUGACACACAGAUCUUCCAGCAGGCACUUAUGCAGUCCGAUCGUAGAGGGCAGUCACAGAGUACGCUGCGCAAUGUACAGCAACGACACGACGCCAUUCAGCAGAUUGAGCGAACCAUGAUCGAGUUACAGCAGCUGUUCCAAGACCUGGAUGCAAUUGUCGUCCAGCAGGAUGUUGCUGUUCAGGAUAUCGAGGUCAAGGCCGAGGAGACCUACAAUCACAUUGAAGCUGGCAAUGUACACCUGGAUAAAGGAGUAAGCAGUGCUCGUGCGGCGCGCAAGAAGAAGUGGAUCUGUCUUGGCAUUGUUGUGGCCAUCAUCCUUGUGAUCGUCCUCAUCAUUAUAAUUUACGGUGCUACGGCGGGAGGCUGGUUCAAGAGCAACAACAACAACAACAACAAUACCAACAACACAACGCAGUGAGCUGGGCUCGCGUGAUGUGUUUCAGUAAGAUACUUCCAGUACUUUUCUUGUUUGACGAACCUAUCUACAGAAUAGUGUGUAAUCAGAGAGGUGUAUCGUGAUGAUUCCCAC
Messenger RNA from Sphaerulina musiva SO2202, 1287 nucleotides. RefSeq names its product t-SNARE. The transcript is spliced from 3 exons. Gene Ontology annotation, cellular component: SNARE complex; endomembrane system; plasma membrane. Bases 187 to 1176 code for a protein of 329 amino acids. The record is from RefSeq and is a predicted model, not a curated record. Gene Ontology annotation, biological process: vesicle fusion; exocytosis; intracellular protein transport. NCBI's taxonomy places the organism in Eukaryota, Fungi, Ascomycota, Dothideomycetes, Mycosphaerellales, Mycosphaerellaceae. Gene Ontology annotation, molecular function: SNAP receptor activity; SNARE binding.